UCGUCACCGCUUCUGGUCGAACCCUACAACGGCAUUCUGAUGACGGAUGCCAUAAUUGACAGCACCGCCUGUUCCUUCAUCCUGGACAAUCUGGCUCUUCAGAACAUUGCUUCGAAAACGUGCAGUUCUGAUACACCACAAAACGCCGACCUCAACAUUAUUAUUGGCCGACUGCUUGAUCUGAUAACCUCGCCAAUGUGUCAGAAAAGUUCCCUGAACAGAACUGCAGAGGAGCUUCAAGCAAAUCUGGUCCCCUUCCCUCGACUCCACUUCAUCGUCGGGGCACUGGCGCCCCUGUCAGUCCAACCACCUUCAGAACUGUGGGAGAGGACGCUCGAGUGUUUCCGCCCAGCCAAUCAGGUGGUCCGGUGUGCACUAGAGAAAGCAGCUCUACUGUCGUGCUGUCUAGUGCACCGCGGUGACCUUGAGGCCAAUGACGUGGUGGAUGUAGGUGUCAGGGUGCAGGCGUCACAAGACUUACAAUUUGUGGACUGGACGCCCUGUACAUUCAAAACUGGCCUCAGCCUCUUUGCAGCCUUUACAGCGCCCUUUGAUGCCCUGUUUGUCAAGCGUGCCUUCCUGUAUUGGUUUCUUUCUGAGGGACUAGAACCAAAUGUCUUUUUGGAAGCCAGAGAGACCAUGGCAUCGCUCAUUCAGGACUACCAGGAUGCAGCCUCUGAAACUGUAAAUUUUGAAAGUGUUUCUGCGGAGUUCUCUCAUUUAAGUAUGCAGUGA
Molecule: messenger RNA, 735 nt
Organism: Dibothriocephalus latus
Lineage: Eukaryota; Metazoa; Platyhelminthes; Cestoda; Diphyllobothriidea; Diphyllobothriidae
Source: the annotation of a GenBank genome assembly